UCAUUUCAUUUCCACGCCAACCAUCGUGCGCCGCAGUUUGAACGCUCCUGCCACAGCAAGAAGAAAAGCCAGGAAAAUCGAAAUCAAAAUCUCGUGCCUGUGUGCUCUUUCUGCAAUUGAUUUUUUUUCGAAAGUAGUGCAAAACAAUAACCGUUGAGUUGACAACUACAACUACAGCUUUGGCCGAGCAGUAACAACAACAAGCGAAUCUCAAACGAAAUACGGCAGCGACGACGAAGACGCCAGCGUUUAUUUAUUAACAAAAACCGAUUACAUUACAACAACAACCAACACGAAAGUCCUGGACCACCGGAGAGUGUGUGAGCGAGAAAGCCAGAGUGAGAGAGUGUGCAAGAAGGAGCGCCGUGAGAGCGCGCGCGCGUACAACAAGGAUUUCCAAGCAAACGAAACAAAAAAAAACUUAGCGAAUUAAUUCACUUCACAAACAGCAAAAACAACAAAUAUCCUCCCCCAAAAACAACAACACACACACACUCGCUCUCUAAACUAUAACAAGUCGUGCCAACCAAUUCUAACUCCUCGAAUCUUCCCGAUCCCACCACCCAGUGGACUUUAUGAUGGCAAAUACCGGAGCCGGUGGUGGAGUGGAAACACAGACGCAGCUUAUGCAGAGUGCAGCGGCCGCCGCUGCGGUGGCGGCAACAAAUGCGGCCGCCGCUCCCGUACAGAAUGCGGCCGCCGUGGCCGCUGCCGCCCAGCUGCAGCAGCAACAGGUGCAGCAGGCGAUCCUGCAGGUGCAGCAGCAGCAGACACAGCAGGCUGUGGCCGCGGCCGCUGCCGCCGUCACCCAGCAGCUCCAGCAGCAGCAGCAGGCCGUUGUGGCGCAACAGGCGGUGGUGCAGCAGCAGCAACAGCAGCAGCAGCAGCAGGCGGCGGCGGUGGUCCAGCAGGCGGCUGUCCAACAGGCAGUCGUACCUCAGCCGCAGCAGGCGCAGCCCAAUACCAACGGCAAUGCCGGAUCGGGUGCCCAAAAUGGCAGCAACGGCAGCACAGAGACGCGCACCAAUCUCAUUGUCAACUACUUGCCGCAAACAAUGACCGAGGACGAGAUCCGUUCGCUCUUCUCCAGCGUCGGCGAAAUUGAGUCGGUGAAGCUGAUACGCGACAAGUCGCAGGUCUACAUCGACCCCCUCAACCCGCAGGCGCCUAGCAAGGGCCAAAGCCUGGGCUACGGAUUCGUCAACUACGUCCGGCCGCAGGAUGCCGAGCAGGCUGUCAAUGUGCUGAACGGUCUGCGUCUGCAGAACAAGACCAUCAAGGUGUCGUUUGCCCGCCCAUCGUCGGAUGCCAUCAAGGGCGCCAAUCUGUAUGUGUCGGGGCUGCCGAAGACGAUGACCCAGCAGGAACUGGAGGCCAUCUUCGCCCCCUUCGGAGCCAUAAUCACGUCGCGCAUUCUGCAGAAUGCCGGCAACGAUACGCAGACCAAGGGCGUGGGCUUUAUACGAUUCGACAAGCGGGAGGAGGCCACCCGAGCCAUUAUCGCGCUGAACGGCACAACGCCAUCAAGCUGCACGGAUCCCAUUGUGGUGAAGUUCUCCAACACGCCUGGCAGCACCAGCAAGAUCAUCCAGCCGCAGCUGCCCGCUUUCCUCAAUCCCCAGCUGGUGCGACGCAUCGGUGGCGCCAUGCAUACACCCGUUAACAAGGGACUGGCCCGGUUUUCGCCAAUGGCCGGCGACAUGCUGGACGUGAUGCUGCCCAAUGGACUGGGCGCAGCGGCGGCGGCGGCCACAACGUUGGCCAGCGGUCCAGGCGGUGCGUAUCCCAUUUUUAUCUACAAUCUGGCACCGGAAACGGAGGAGGCAGCCCUGUGGCAGCUAUUUGGUCCCUUUGGGGCUGUGCAAUCAGUGAAGAUCGUUAAGGAUCCCACAACGAACCAGUGCAAGGGCUAUGGCUUCGUCUCGAUGACCAACUACGAUGAGGCGGCCAUGGCCAUUCGGGCGCUCAACGGCUACACCAUGGGCAAUCGGGUGCUGCAGGUCAGCUUUAAGACCAACAAGGCCAAGUAGAGCGGGCCAAUUGGAAGUGGAUAACGAUGCAGCAGCACCCCCAAAACCAUUAUCCUGAAUCUAAACAUCCUGACACACCCACACCCACAAACCCACACACACACACACACACACAACACACAUAUAUAAAUAUGCAUGGUAUAACGGUAACUAAGCGCAACAAAACAGUAUGUGUAAAACACACACGAAAAACAAGAAAGUAACAGGCAGGAGAAAGUACUCUCUCUCUCUCUCCAUACGACGACACAACGAAACGGCGAAAACCCAAACCCCAAACUCCCCAAAAAACCAAUACCUUUUUAACUACAUAAAUAUCCCCCUCCAAUAUCCCCAAAUUGCCGGCCUAAAACGUUGCAAUAGCAAAAUUCUUCUUGUUUAGCAUUUAAGUAACAAAUCGUUAACUAAACGAAACAAACAAAAGAAAGGAGCUGCCUGGAGUUAAAACAGAAAAAGAGAGCAAAGCAAAAAAGCAAAAAAGCAGGGGGAGUGAGAAUGAACAAUGAGAUUAUAAAGAAAAAAUUGCAAUAUGAACAACACACUCUGGCAGCUGUGAAAAGGUCAAAGGUUGCCGCAGUCAAAUUACUCGCAAAGCAAAACAAAGAAAUCAACCAAACACACAUACACACAAAAAACUAAGACAAAUUUAACUUAACUAGCUAAAAAGAAAAUGAGAAAUUUUAAAAAUUUAUUAACCUUAAGUAAAACGCAGCAAUGAAAUCUUCCAAACAAAUGAAAACAAAAAACAAAUCUGUUAGUUACACUCCAAACUUUUCUACCAUAAAAACUUUGAAACUUAAUACAAAAAAAAAAAAAAGGAAACAAAACAGAAUUAAGAAAUUAGAGAAGUUCAGUGUCUAGGAUUUAUAAAUGGUGCUUAUAGGACAUCAGUUUGGCUUGAUCGAUGAGGGCGGGGCAAAAAGUAUUCGAGGGGCGAUCGAGAUGAUCGCGCGCAUAUAAUAUUUAUAUAUACAUAACAUGGAGGCUGCUACAGUAUUACAAGAAACAUAAAAACAAAAGCUACAUACUUAACAAACGAAUGGCGAACAGAGCACGUUUAAUAAUUCUAAAUAUAUAUCCAUAUGUAUGUGCGAUAUUUCUAUAUCUACCUAGAUAUACACUUAAAUAUAGAAGUUUAACGAAUUUUUUUAUGUUUUGUGUUUGUUUUCUACACUUAGAGAACGAAACCCGAUUGGAGCAAGCCAAACUCAUAUCCUGUAAGCACAACCAAACACAGUGAAAACUGAAAAAAUAUAUAGAAAACAUAUAGCAUGAUCAAGCGAAAGUUAGCGAACGGAAAACAAAAGUAAUACAAUAAUUUAUGCGCAAACUUGAAACGUUUUACUAAAGUAAAUAAUUGUUAGUGAAUAUUAAUACUGUAAUUGUGUGCGUGUGCACCUGUGUUGCAGGUAUGUAGUCCACUAUAUACAGGCACAUGCAGGCGUAGGCACACCCUAUAUACUUUAUAUAUUGUAUAGUUCAAGGAGCAAGUUAGCAUAAACAAAAAUAUUAACAAAAUACUUGCUAAACCAAAACAUUUUUAGCGUUUAAACAAAGCGUAGCACAAACAAUUUACUAAAAACAAAAAGGUACAGCAGCAACACAACCAUUUUUUAUAUGAGAACAGUUUAAAACAAAGUAAAAACAAAAAAAAAAAAGCAAUGGAAAAAAAUUAAUUAAGGGUGUAAAAAAAGCAUUAGCAAACCGAUUUCUCUAGCCAAGUAAGUGAACAGAGAAUAAAGGGAAGGGAUACAUAUAGACGAGGAUACCUUCCAGCACAUCCUACAUUUAUAAUAUCCCAUAAACCCCAUGUCCAAACCUAAAACUUUUGUGCAAUUUUUGCGUUACUUUAUGAGUUGAACUUCUGUAAAUUUUUCUUCUUUUUUUUUUGUAUCUUUUUGAUUGUUAUAGCGAGAGAUUGAGACACACACCGAACACACAUAAAUAUCUACAUAUAUAAUUUCGAUUCUGGAUUCUAUAUUCCGUAUUUAAAUUAAGUUUUGUUUGAUUUCUUUGUUUGCUUUGUAUACGAAUUAAAAUUGAUAAUAGGAUCCUGCAUCCAGUCCAUAAAACCAGUCCGACCCAACCAUGCAUAUUUAUACGAAUGAUUUGUGUUUGAUUUGUUUAUAAAGUUAACCUAAGAUGACACAACCCCAACCGAUUUUGAGUUCUCUCUCUCCAAAUAGCAUAAAUUCUAAACCUAAGAUUCAAAAAGCAUUGAACAGAAGCCGAAAAGCGAAAUAGAAGUGGAAUUAACUUUGAUUAUUAUUACGAUACCUAGCGCUAUGUGUAAUCAGAUAUAUAUAUAUAUAUCUCCCUAACUAUAAUUAUUUUUUUGUAUAACUAUAGGCCAACAAAGAAAUCUUUUUUUUUUUGUUUGAACAAAAUUCGCAACAAGAAAUCUAGUCAGAAGAUGGAAAAGAAGAAGAUUACGAUGAAAAGGAGCAAGAACUUUCGAGGCAGCCGCAUAUAGGGAUGUAUGGUAGAUCAAACCAAAAGAACUAUGGCAAUUUCUAGCUAAUGAAACAAUCGAUUGAAGCGGCCUGCUCUCCCCUUUCCAAAGAUUUAGCCCCUCGAAACCCUCAAAAAAAGAAGGGAGCAAAGCAAAGGGCAAGCAUCAAGUCUGAAUGGGGAAUCCCCAACUUUGACUUGCUGCUUCUCCGGAUAUAUUUGCAAUACAUUUUAUACAAUCUGCUAGUUUAUUUAUACACCCACAUAAGAACACACACACACACACACUAUAGGACAGGACAACAGGGAGAAAAUCCUGUAGAAGCGAAGAUUAUGUACUUGAUUUUGUUUAAUUUGUAUUUCUGUCAUCACAUACUCUCACACACAACACACUCACAUAUAUAUGUAUAUUCAAUAUUUAAUUUAAUUAACUAAUCCUUUACUAUAUAUACUUAUAUUUUUUGUCAUCAAUGAUCUAAUUAAUUGUAUUAAUUCUAAUUCUUGUGCAAUAGUUUUAAAAUGCAACUAACGGCAAAACAACAGUAACAAAUUUUCAUGCAUCUCAAACUAUAAAUUACAAAUUAUAAUUUUAUUAAGAGAAGAAAAUGAGAAGCGAAAAAUGGAAUCUAUUACGAAUAUGUAACUUAAAACUAUCAUUAUUCUAUAUACCGCAAAAUGAAAAACAAAAGCAAGCCACAGCAAACUAAAAAAAAAAAUUUAACAAAAUAUACAACAAUUAUUUUUUAAGCGAAUUAGAUAUGUAUUUCGCGUACAUAUAUUUAUAUCUCAUCAUUUUUCUUUACAUAUUUAGUUAAGUAAGCAAAGAACCAAGAAAACAAAUGGAAACGAAACAAAAACAUUAUUUAUUGUAUUUUUAUAAUUACGUAAUU
Molecule: messenger RNA, 5368 nt
Organism: Drosophila elegans
Lineage: Eukaryota; Metazoa; Arthropoda; Insecta; Diptera; Drosophilidae
Gene: elav
Product: protein elav
Exons: 3
Coding region: 576-2030 (484 amino acids)
Cellular component (GO): ribonucleoprotein complex
Molecular function (GO): RNA binding
Source: RefSeq, a predicted model, not a curated record